AUGGCCAAAAAAAGAAGAGCUGCUAUAUUACCUACCAACAUUAUUCUUUUACAGAAUGUUGUGCGUAGAGAUCCUGAAUCCUACCAUGAAGAAUUCUUACAACAGUUUUCCCAUUAUGAGUCUCUUCGAGAUUUGUAUUUAAUUAAUCCGACUGGUGUGGAUGCUAAUUCUACAACCGAGUUUAUUGAUUUAAUAGGAUUUAUGUCAGCUGUGUGUAACUGCUAUCCAAAAGAGACUGCUAACUUUCCCAAUGAAUUAAAAGAGAUAUUGUUAAACAACCAUCGUGAUUUAACCCCUGAGUUACGUGAGAAAAUAAUUCAGUGCUUGACAAUGUUGAGGAAUAAAGAUAUUAUAUCUGCUGAAAUGUUAAUACAGACAAUAUUCCCAUUAUUAAUUACCAGUAAUGCUGGUCAGCAAGUGAAACAAAUGAGAAAACAAAUUUAUUCUACUUUGAUUGCAUUGUUAAAAUCUGUUAAUACAGGCACAAAGAAUCAGAAAUUAAAUAGAUCUACUCAGGCAUUAUUAUUUAAUUUAUUGGAACAAAGAGACAAUCAAGGGUUGUGGGCCACUAAAUUGACAAGAGAAUUAUGGAGAAGAGGUAUUUGGGAUGAUUCCAGAACUGUUGAAAUAAUGACUCAAGCUGCUUUGCAUCCAGAUGUCAAAGUCGCCGUAGCAGGUGCUAGGUUUUUUUUAGGGGCAGAUAAAGAAAGAGAAGACAAUUUUGAAGAAAGUUCAGAUGACGAUGGUUUCGAUAUGAAUGAAUUGAGACAUAAAAUGCAAAUUAACAAAAAGUCUUCCAAAAGAAGUAAGAAGUUAGAGCAAGCUGUAAAAUCCAUGAAAAAGAAGAACAAUGCCAAACAUUCAGCAACUUACUUGAACUUUUCUGCCAUCCAUUUAUUAAGAGAUCCACAAGGUUUUGCCGAACAAAUGUUCGAUAACCAUUUGAGCAGUAAGAAUUCCAAUAAAUUUGAUUUGGAUCAAAAGAUCUUGUUCAUGAAUUUGAUUUCAAGAUUAAUUGGUACACAUAAACUUAUCGUGUUGGGUAUAUAUACAUUUUUUUUGAAAUAUCUCACUCCAAAGCAAAGAAAUGUCACUCAAAUCAUGGCUGCUGCUGCUCAAGCGUCUCACGAUUUGGUACCACCUGAGUCGAUUCAAAUUGUUGUGAGAAAAAUUGCUGAUGAAUUUGUCAGUGAUGGUGUUGCUGCAGAAGUAGCAUCUGCAGGUAUAAACACCAUUAGAGAAGUAUUAGCUAGAGCCCCAUUAGCUAUUGAUGCUCCGUUACUACAAGAUUUGACUGAAUAUAAGGGCUCGAAAUCGAAAGCGGUGAUGAUGGCAGCAAGAUCAUUGAUUUCGUUGUACCGUGAAGUGGCUCCAGAAAUGUUAUUGAAAAAAGAUCGUGGUAAGGUUGCUAGCAUAGAAUUGCAGAAGGGUGAGAAAAGCGGAUUGCCUCAAUAUGGGGUCGAAAAUAAUGUUACUUCGAUUCCAGGUAUUGAAUUAUUAGCUAAAUGGAAAAAAGAACAGGGCUUAGACAAUAAGGAGGAUGAAGAAGAUGAUGCCAAUUGGGAGGUUGAUGAUGAUGAAGAUGCAAGUGAUAUUGAAGGUGAUUGGAUAGAUGUUGAAUCUGACAAAGAAAUCAAUAUUUCUGAUAGCGAUGAUGAUGACGACGACGACGACGACGAAGACGAAGAACAAGAACCAGUGAAAGGUAAAUCAAAGAUAGAUAAUGAAGAUGAAGUUUCUGAUUUAGAGUUGUCAUCCGACGACGAAAACGAUAGUAAAGAAAACAAUAGUGGGAUAUCAGUUGCCGAUUCAGAAGAACCUCCUACCAAGAAGCAAAAAGUUGGAAAUGAAAACGAGGGUAUGAAUGCCGAGCAAGCAAUGAAUGAGUUACUUUCCAGUAGAAUAUUGACCCCAGCAGACUUUGCCAAAUUAGAAGAAUUAAGGACAGAAGCUGGUGUAUCUAAGAUUAUGGGUAUUUCAAAUGAAGAAGCAGUUGAUUCCACUUCCUUAGUGGGUAAAGUUAAAUACAAACAAUUACGAGAAGAAAGAAUAGCCCAUGCUAAAGAAGGUAAAGAAGAUCGUGAGAAAUUUGGUUCUAGAAAAGGUAAGAGAGAUGCUCCCCAUUCUACUACCAAUAAAGAGAAAGCAAGAAAGAAGAACUUUGUCAUGAUGAUUCAUAAAAAAGCUGUUCAAGGUAAACAGAAACUUUCUUUACGUGAUAGACAAAGAGUUUUGAGAGCACAUAUAACGAAGCAAAAGAAGAAAGGAUUAUAA
This is a messenger RNA of Candida dubliniensis CD36, 2274 nucleotides long. It is a transcript of the gene SDA1, whose product is annotated as Sda1p. Bases 1 to 2274 code for a protein of 757 amino acids. NCBI's taxonomy places the organism in Eukaryota, Fungi, Ascomycota, Pichiomycetes, Serinales, Debaryomycetaceae. The record is from RefSeq and is a predicted model, not a curated record. Gene Ontology annotation, biological process: ribosomal large subunit biogenesis; ribosomal large subunit export from nucleus. Gene Ontology annotation, cellular component: nucleolus. The transcript has a single exon.